AUGCCAAGGACUUCCUACUUCCAUUUCAACAUUCGCUUAGCUGCUUCAAGCAAGAGAGCUUUUAUGGACUAUCGAUUUUGCGAGCCUACUUCACAACGACAUCAACGACGUAGCCAUGAUGUAGUCGUUGACGGUGGACGUUCGCAGACUCUGUCGCCAGCCUGUGUGAUGAUAUUGUUUGUGUCCGCACGCGAUGUAUUUGCCGAGGUGCGCGCACCUGGGGAGGGCGUGACCGACCGGCGGUCGGUUGCCAUGCUAUCUGUGCAUCAGCGCCAACAGCUGAGCAUGUUCGGCUAUGAUGACUCGUACGGCUAUUCGACUGCGUUGCUUGCCGUCGCUCCCUAUGCCACCCAGCUGGCCCUAGGUCGCAUCACUUGGAUGCUCUUCUUCCCGCUCUUUGCUCUUCCCGCCAUAUCUUUAAUGCUCUCCAUUGGUAGUCUUUCCACCCAUGGACCUGUACUCACCUAUAAAAGACUUGCUCCGAUCGCAGCUGGUAAGUUUAUGCUCUUUUUCGGUCUUUAUGACACUAUCGCGACCUUUUGA
This is a messenger RNA of Strongylus vulgaris, 543 nucleotides long. Lineage: Eukaryota; Metazoa; Nematoda; Chromadorea; Rhabditida; Strongylidae. The record is from the annotation of a GenBank genome assembly.